UCUCAUUUGCAACGAUUCAGAAUCGAUCUGAAAUGUCCAAGAAUCGAUUUAAUAAAUUAUUAAAAUAAGCUGGCUGUUCCCCUCCAUUUUGUAACAAGCCUAUACGCGACGUCCAUACGUCACUCACCACGCAGCCAGUUUUGAACGCGGGCGGCAUCACUAAAACAGAGAAGAAGCAAACAUGGAUGAGAGGGAGAUCCAACCAGCCCCGUCUUCACUUAAAGCAAAAAUUUGGCGUCAUUUCGGUUUUUACCGAAUGCCUGGAAGCACGGCGCUGGACAUGACACACACAGUGUGCAAGCUUUGCAAAAUGAAGACCAAAUACUUCGGCAGCACAACAAAUGCACGGGCUCAUAUUACUAGGCAUCACCCGGAGGUCAGCGAAACGGAGCAGAGUCAGCCGCCAGCUGCAGACCAACGCACACUGCAGUUUUACACAAAACUCCCUGCCAACUCCGAGAGGGCAAAAAAAAUAACUCGGUCUAUCGCCUGCUUUAUCGCCAAAGACCUAAGACCUUACAGUGUGGUGGAGAACGAAGGGUUCGUCUGCAUGUUACAGACAGCGGAGCCGAGGUACGUCAUACCAUCCCGCAAGUUUUUCACGGAGUCAGCUGUGCCACAGCUUUACAAUGAGACUAAAAGAAAGGUCGCAACUGCCCUAACCGAAACGACCAGAGUGGCACUAACAUGUGAUGCAUGGACAUCAAGAGCAACCAAGUCUUUUGUGACAUUCACCGCUCACUACAUAACUGAUAAGUGGGUGCUCGAAUCCCGUGUUUUGCAAACUCGUGAGAUGCACGAGAGCCAUACAGCCGUAAAUGUCAAUGCCAUGUUUCACUCUGUUGCUAAUGAAUGGGAGCUGACGAUCUCGGAUUUGGUGAUUGUGACUGAUAAUGCUGCCAACAUGCUCGCCGCUGCACAGAUUGACAACUUAGCACACAUUACAUGUUUUGCCCAUACUCUCAACCUGGCUGCACAACGAGCUCUGAAGCUCAACACGGUGUCACGACUGCUUGGGAGGAUCAGGCGAAUUACUGGUUUCUUUCACCGCAGCGCCAUUGCAAAUCAUGAACUGCUGGAAAAGCAGAAACUUCUGCAGUUACCGGAGCACAAACUGAAAACGGAUGUCGCUACACGCUGGAACAGUGCGCUGGACAUGAUAGAACGAUUCCUAGAGCAGCAGCCUGCUAUUUGUGCCGCGCUGCUCUCCCCCCAGGUGAGAAAAUCUGGAAGUGACAUCUGCACACUCAGCGAAACCGACAUCUCCACGGCUGAGGAAAUAGCAUCGGCGCUAAAACCAAUGAAAGACGCAACCCUCAUAAUGUCAGAGGAUUCUACGCCUACACUCUCAGUUGUUGCUCCUUUACAUUCUCAAUUGCUACACGACACAGAUGCAGCUGGCGUUGCUGCUGCUGACACACCAGUUAUUCGGGAAAUCAAACUGGCAAUCCACGACGAUCUGGCGAAAAGAUACAGUUCUGCUCGGGAUAAGCGCAUGCUGUACUCUGCUUCGUUUUUGGACCCCAGAUUCAAGGCCCUGCCUUUCCUCACUGAGGAUGACCAGCUGGACAUCCAUGCAAAUGUAGUUUCAGAGGCUGCAGCACUUGAGAGACAAGUGAACUCAGAAGAGGCUGAGGUUGAGUCUGAGACACCACAGCAAGAAGAAGGCCCUGCUCCAAAAAGAAGGCCCUCUGCACUGACCACACUAUUGGGCAAGACAUUUACUGAGGUCAGUGUUGUCCGUAGAUCUAGCAGCUCCAGAGCAGAAGAGGAACUGAAGAAGUAUCUUGAAGCCCCUCCCCUUUCUCUGUCAGAGAACCCGCUCAGCUGGUGGAGGACCCAUCAGACAGCUUUUCCUCUCUUAGCUGGACUGGCUAAGCGAUACUUGUGUAUCCCUGGCACUAGCGUUGCAGCUGAAAGGGUUUUCUCCACCGCUGGAGAUAUAGUGACAGCACAGCGAAGCAGUCUCACUCCUGCACAUGUUGAUCAGCUUAUUUUCCUACAAAAGAACCUGAAUGUUGCAUCUGCAUAACCUUAGACACAGUUCAU
This is a messenger RNA of Misgurnus anguillicaudatus (oriental weatherfish), 2049 nucleotides long. Its product is annotated as E3 SUMO-protein ligase ZBED1-like. Gene Ontology annotation, biological process: regulation of transcription by RNA polymerase II. NCBI's taxonomy places the organism in Eukaryota, Metazoa, Chordata, Actinopteri, Cypriniformes, Cobitidae. Gene Ontology annotation, cellular component: nucleus. The record is from RefSeq and is a predicted model, not a curated record.